Molecule: messenger RNA, 1617 nt
Organism: Gopherus flavomarginatus (Mexican gopher tortoise)
Lineage: Eukaryota; Metazoa; Chordata; Testudines; Testudinidae
Gene: IFI35
Product: interferon induced protein 35
Exons: 9
Coding region: 516-1490 (324 amino acids)
Cellular component (GO): nucleus
Source: RefSeq, a predicted model, not a curated record
CAUUGCAUGUCCUGGGUCCCCCAGAGUGUUAGGGGGGCUGCUCCUUGGCCUAGGCCCAGCCCUGGGUGUGAGUGGGUUGUACAGUGCACUCCUUUUUACAGGGUCUCCCAGUGUGCUCCCCACUCGGGGGUGGCUCUGUGCCCCCUCCCUAGGGUCUGGCAGAGCCCCUCCCUCAUUGUUUCCUGCCUCAUUGUGUCCCAGGGGCGCUGCCUCCCCAAGUCCCUGUCUGGGGUGACCAGGGGAGCCCCUUUGUGCUCCGUUCCAGGGAUUCCCUCCCAUCCUGGGGUUUUGCAGUCCUGGAGACCGGGCACCAGCCCCACGGGAACAGGGCCCAUUUGCCCCCACCCCGGGAACUGGUCACAGCCUGACAUUUAGGAGCCAGUCCUCCCUUUAGACUGUCUCCUGUCACUCCCUGGGGUUUCUGGGCACCUGCAGGUGAAGGGCAGGGCCAGUCCUGAUGGGGGGCACAAUCAGAUCAGAGUGACCUGUGGAGACCAUGGGGUAUCUGUGACACAAUGACAGAUUCAGAAGAGGAGUCCUUUGUCCGUCUGCCUGAUGAGCUUACACUGGAGAACAGCUCCCCCGAGAUGACACCCGAACACCUGCAGCAGGAGAUUGAGAAGUACAAGGAGCUUUGCCUGGCAAAGGCGGAAAGGGACAAGUUGCUUCAGGAAAAGCAGAAGCUCGAAAAGGAGCUGGAGGAGAGGAGAGUGGCCUGGGAGGAGCAAGCUCAGGCACCGCCCUGCCUGCCGGACAGAGAGAUGUUGUUUAAGGGACACGUGACGGAGGCCGAGGACGUGAACGCACUGGUGGUCGCCCCUCGGAUCCAGCGUGCACUACCCGGGGGCUCUGCCCUCCUCACCUUCGAGGAGCCAGAGGUUGCCCAGAGGAUCCUAGAGAUGAAGCAGCACGAGGUGAAGCUGGAUGAGAGUGCAGGGUGCGAGGGCCGGGUGCGAGUGCAGGCUGAGCCGGUGGAGCUGCUGCUGCCCUCAGCCCUGGAGAUUGAGCUGAAGCUGAGUGACAGGUGCAUCCUGCUGUCCAGCCUCCCCCGCCUGGAUCUCUCUGAGGAGCAGCUGCUGGACAAGCUGGAGCUGUUCUUCAGCAAGAAGAAGAAUGGGGGCGGUGAGGUGGAGCAGCGGGAGCUCCUGAGUGAUUCUGGGCACGUUGUGCUGACCUUUGUGCAAGAUGGAGUGGCAGAGCAGCUAAUGAAGAAAGGACGCAUCCAAGUCCCCAUUGGGAAGCAGACGUACGAACUCAAAGUGACGCCCUACAUGAGUGGACAGAUCACAGACCUUCAGGUCCGUCCGUCCGUCUGUGCCAAGACCGUGCUCCUGUCGGGGAUCCCGGACAUCUUGGAGGAGGAGUCCAUGAGGGACGCCCUGGAGAUUCACUUCCAGAAGCCCAGCCGAGGCGGGGGCGAGGUGGAUGCCCUGGGAUACGUGCCAGUGGGGGGGCAGGCACUUGCUGUUUUUGAGGAGGACACGGACUGAAGCUCCUCCGUGGACAUUAACCUGAACACGAGACAGUUGGCGCCCAGAGACUGGGCCUGAGCCCAUGUAUGUGCUCCGUGUAGAUUAAUCAGGCUCUGAUUGGAAUUAAAGUAUUCGGGAGCUGCUC